Molecule: messenger RNA, 2746 nt
Organism: Suricata suricatta (meerkat)
Lineage: Eukaryota; Metazoa; Chordata; Mammalia; Carnivora; Herpestidae
Gene: CFAP221
Product: cilia and flagella associated protein 221
Exons: 24
Coding region: 64-2565 (833 amino acids)
Biological process (GO): cilium assembly; cilium movement
Cellular component (GO): cilium
Source: RefSeq, a predicted model, not a curated record
GGUGGUCAGAGGAGAGGAAAUGACCUUUGGCUCUAAAAAGGAGACUCAAUUUUUCAUGAUAAAAUGGCAGUGGUGAAAACCCCCAGCAGAGAACUAAAGAAUGCCAAAGAACCAUUUCCCACCGUAUCUCCCGUCCUUUUGAAGAGCCUUGUGGAGGAGCCUAAGAAAAGAACCGAGGUACCUAAUCACCUCCUGGAAUCAAAGGUUUAUGCAAAACUUCUGAAUAAUCAGGUCAUACAGGCAAAACCUGGCAUAGUGCAUUUUGGAGGCUAUCAAGUAGGAGAACAACAUCAACAGAUUCUGCAUCUGGUCAAUAUUUCCAAUGAAGACAUACAUGUGCAUAUUUUACCCCCUCAAACCAAAUACUUUCAGAUCAAGUAUGUGAAAAAGGAGCCCUGCCUCGUCCCCGGCUUGUCCCUCACGAUCACCAUUACAUUUUCUCCGGAUGAGUGGCGAUACUAUUAUGACUGCAUUCGGGUUCACUGCAAGGGAGAUGACACCUUGCUUAUUCCUAUCCAUGCCUAUCCCGUCAUGAACACACUGGACUUUCCCUCAUUUAUAAAUCUAUCAAAUGUUCUGCUUGGUAAAAGCAAAAAAUACGUUAUCCCUUUACAGUGCAGCUGUCCUAUAGACUUCGAGUUUCAUGUCACUUUGAUUCAGUCUCAUGAAGCCUUUACUGUUGACCCGCUAUCAGGACUGAUCCCGGCUAACGGGAAGAUGAACGUGACCGUCAAGUUCACACCAUUUCAGUACGGGACUGCACAGAUAAAAAUGCAGCUGUGGAUCUCACAGUUCAACUCCCAGCCGUAUGAAUGCGUCUUCACCGGAACAUGCUAUCCCAACAUGGCUUUACCAUUAGAAGAAUUUGAAAAAUUAAACGCUCUUUCCAAGAAAGGAAAUGUUCCUCCAGAAAAGGCAAUGACACUCAUAAAUUUUCACCACGUGUCAACAAAAAUCAAGCCCCCAAAGCUUAAGGAAAUUGAAUAUCAGAACUUGAGAUUUCCAGUGGAUUUAUCAAAUCCAUUUGCUGUGGCAACCGUUUUAAACCAAGAACCAGGGAAAUUGAAGAUUAAAGAAUUAAGAGAAGUUUUGGACCAAGGCAAUGAGAUUUCAAAAACAAGACAGAUGAAGGAAGCACUGUUUGAACAGAAAGUCAGACAGGACACUUAUGAAGAGAUGGAAAAUCACCUUAAGUGGCAGGUGCGCCUUGGCAAAGAUCAUUUGUCUUUGAAAUUUAGAAAAGACCUUACUGAAGAGUGGCAAAGAGAAAACACCAAGUACAAGUGUGGGGAGCAGAAUACCUUCCUUCCGUUUAAGUCUUCAACAAUGAUGGCAAGCAGGCGCCUGGGUGGCUCAAAAAUCAAGGAGUUCCAUCCUAGUUUUGAUCCGCUCAUUAAUAAUACGUGGAUGAACAGGUUCAGGGCACAGAGACGGUUUCAACAGGCAGCACGCAAGAUCAUGGUUCAUCGAAGGUUACUCAUUAUGCUGAAUGCUAUUCAUAACAUGGACAAAGAGACCAUAAUCAGAAAGCUCAGUCAAGGAAGACCGUCAAUAGCAGCAGACAAGAAUGCCUCCCGACACCUGCCUCAGACCAGUCAAGACGGUCACUCCAGCUUGUUCUUCGUCUCGCCCAAGAAGGUGCUGCCCUUCGCCUUCCCGUCCUACAGCCCUCCUCAGAGCUCCAACGAGCUGGCUCCUGAUGGCCUUGGACCAGUCCCAAUUGUAUCUCCAGAAAUUCAAGUCAAGCAGAGUUAUUCUUUCUUCAGCCUGCAGGUUCCUCAACUGUACAAAAUUAAAGGGUAUCAGCCAUUCUGUGUCCAGAAGUCGUCCACAAGCUACAAACCUCAAAAGCUUGCUCGAGCCCUGAAGCAAGGGGCUGAGGAUGAAGCCACCACCAUCAUAACUCUGCCCAAGCAGGACGCCACACCUCAGCUCCCGGACAAGACCUCAGUCUUGGGCAUGAAACCACCUGAGGCCUUAGCCAGGUCUCCAGACUAUGACCCACUUUAUAUUUUUAAUCCCAGCCCAGGAUUGUUUCCUGUGAUGCACCCUCUGACCUACUCGGAAACCUUGAUAGACUACCAUCUGUGCCCGCACCCCAAGUACAAGUUCAACAAGGAGUCCCACAGCAGGUCCAGCAUUCCUCUCACCCAAAAGCAGUUUCUCCACCACACGGACAUUAUUCCUGGAAUAAUGCAGUGGCAGAAGUUCCAGCCUCUGGCCAUCCCGUUCCUGCCUGACACCUCAAAGACAGAGACUACGCAGCGCUGGGACCCCUUCAACUCCGUGAUGCUUCCUAUAAAUGCCCCCACCACUCUUGAGGCCCUACGAGAAGAAGACAGACUGGAAACAGCAGAACGUGAGCUCUGUGAACAGAAUAUAGACGUCAUGCUGACUCCAGAAAUGAUCGAGGCCGAAUUCCCGCUCGUGGACCACAAGGACACCAAAAAGGAGAAGGAAGCCAAAGGACCAGACCCGCCAGCGGAGAAGACAGGAGAGAAGGUGCUGGAGGAGAUGAAGACUCUGCAGAAGAAAGCUCUCAACUCGUACCUGAUUCUAGAGUAAAAUCGCCAGGCCAUCCGUCCCUCCUGUCCACUUUCUGUUGCUCCCCGCGGUCCCUUGUGUCCAUUUACAUCCUAGCUAUCAUUGGAAUUCAGCUUUCCAGAGGAUAAAAUUGAAAUGUAGGCAAUGUAUGUAUUUUUCAGUAAUAAUCUUUCUUUUUAAAAAUAAAAUGUCACUAGGGGGA